Molecule: messenger RNA, 5412 nt
Organism: Salpingoeca rosetta
Lineage: Eukaryota; Choanoflagellata; Craspedida; Salpingoecidae
Exons: 16
Coding region: 1-5412 (1803 amino acids)
Biological process (GO): actin crosslink formation
Cellular component (GO): actin filament
Molecular function (GO): microtubule binding; actin filament binding; cytoskeletal adaptor activity
Source: RefSeq, a predicted model, not a curated record
AUGCUCGCACCAACAAGGAAGCGCAUCGAGGCCGAGGAGGAGCCUGACCUUGACCACCAGUCCCCAGAAUGGCGCAGAUACCUCGACGAACAACGCUUCCUGGUGAUUCGCGAGGACCUGGCCGAGUGGCUGUCUCAGCAGCUGCAGGCUCGUCUGACAGAAGACAACCUCAUGGAGGAGUUGCAGAAUGGAGUGCUGGUGUGCAAGUUGGCCAACACAAUUGAAGAAGCAGCAGAGAACACGCCCAUGGACCAGCGACCAACGCACUUUAAGUUCUGCCGCCUUGCCCAGGAGUCCGCUGCUCGCGUGUGCGGGACUGGCAGUCGCCGCCUUCGCUUCUUUGCACACGCGCAACCUCACACUUUCCUUGCACGCGACAAUGCCGUGAAGUUUCUGCGGUGGUGCCGAGAGCUUGGGAUGCCAGACGUCCUGCUCUUCGAAUCAAACGACAUGGUGGAAGGCCGGAACGACCGGGCGGUGCUCAACUGUCUCCUGGAGGUCGCCAGAUUCGCAGCAACCGUCGGCAUGGAGCCGUCGCAAUUGAUUGCAAUGGAGAUUGAGAUUGAGCGCGAGGAGCAAGAGAGCGAGAGCGACGAGGAUGAUGAUGAUGACGACGACGACGACGACGACGACGACGACGACGACGACGACGACGAUGACAAUGAGGAUACAGCUGGUGCUCGUGCUGAUCUGCCGAUGUUGGAGGUUGACGGAGACGAUGUGAGCACGGGUGAUGACCAUCUUCGCGAUGAGGAGGACAGCGUUGGCGUUCUGUCGGAUGAUCUUGACGACGAUGAUGAUGGGAUGGCAAUUGGCCCUGAAGCCACCCCGCUCUCAUUUGCACCAUUGGCAUUGGAGUUGUGCGUGCCAACGCGUCCAGGGUACACGCAUCAAACGCAGUGCACGCUCUCACCCGUCGGCGUCACUUCAUCCUCGGCUACGUUUGAUCUUGGCCUUCCCAUGCACGUGCACGCCUGCACCCUCUCCGUCUCCGCGGCUGCAGCCGUUGCUGGCGCACACGGGACGAAAGACGCGAUCAUGACAACGACAGCAGGGGCAACAGCACCAGCGACAGCGACGACAGCUGGGUUGAACGUGCGGGCGCUUCUUCGGGCACACGGCGUCCUUACAGGCGUUUCUUCCCCCCGCCAACAACAACAACACAACCUACAAGCACAGCAACAACACCACAACCUACAAGCACAGCAACAGGAACAACAACAGCAGCAACGGCACGAUGGCGAGGAAAGUGAUGGUCUUGGCGGUCCAGCGGCGUUGGCGGCCUUGCGAGUGGAGCUGCGGGGAUGUCUGGAUCACACCUCUGCCUGCACCAACAAUGCGACCGCAACCAUGAACGCUCGUUGCAAUGCCAGUCAUCGUGAUGCCAGCGCAACGGACAGCGUCGUAUCGCCAUCUGCACACGUGCGCACAGCGGGACAGCCGACGUGUUUGCUGUGGCGUCAUGAUGACGUGCAGGUCACGUGCACUCGCCAUGAUGACUACGACGGCGGUGGCGACGACGAUGGUGGCAAUGAUGACAGUGACACGAGGGCCACAGCAGCGGACACGGGCAAGAACAUCAAAAAGAAGAAGGGCACGGUGUUAUCGUCUCCCAUUGCGUCACGUUACGCCGGACGUUUGUUCCGGUUCAUCACCGUUCGGUUUGAUGGUGCACACCUGCAGCGCCAGUGCGACACCCACAAUGCCGCCACGACAUUACGUGGUGUCGAAAACGAUUCGUGCCGCGUUCACCUUUGCGUCGAAGCGUUUGCUGCUGGCCACCUGGCCUACCUCACACCACCUCACCAGCCACAACAACAACAGCAGCAGCAGCCACAAGAGCAGUCACAGCAACAACAGCAGCAGCAGCCACAAGAGCAGUCACAGCAACAACACCAGCCACAACAACAACAGCAGUCACAGCAACAACAGCAGCAGCAGCCACAAGAGCAGCAGCAAUUGAGCACGUGGCUGCCUGAUGAUCAAGACUACCACCCCGUCAUGGCUGCCCUUGAGGAAGCAGAUGUGAAGCGGGCACAGGGGUGCGUGUCAUGCGCUGGAUUUGGCAUCAGGCGACGCAACACAGGCGUGGACGUGGCGUGGCAGGAUGGCGUGGCGAUAGAAGAAGACACCAGCACCACCAACAUCCACAACCAAGGCGAUGGUCAUGGUGACACAACCGCACCCACUGCUGUCGUGGUUGGUGACAGCGGUGGUGGUGAUGAUGAUGAUGAUGAUGAUGGCAGCGAUGACGACGCUGAUCCACGCGUGACCAUCACCUUUGAACGGCCAACACAUGUCGUGGCAGUGCUCAUCCGACACACAGGUGGCAGCAUCCCAUCCGAGACCGUGCGCACAAACAAGGCGGUGGGUGACGAUGAUUCUGACCGAGAUGACACGAGCAAUGGUGCAUAUGGCUCUUCCACACAGCAGCAACAGCAGCAGCAACAGCAGUCGUCGCAAGUGUUUGCGGUGCAGUGUGCGUACACGGAUUUGCACAACGGCGUGGUGCAUGCGUGCAAACGCCUGUCCAUGAGCCACCGCAGUACGCAGCAGUGGAGUGCAACACCAUCGCCGCGAAUGUCCACAGACAGCGGUGCAGCGUCAACAGCAGCUGCGACGCGCAAGAACCUGAGCCUUCUGCCCGCCAUUGCCGAACACAGCGAUGGUGAUGUAGAAGAUGAUGAUAAGGCGAUGACAGUCAGUGAUGGAGAUGAGGUGGCAGCGCCACGCGGUGGUGAAGAUGACACCGAGGACGCUGCUCAGGCUGCAGCACCCAACAGCGACAACGGUGACAGUGACAGUGGUGGUGGCAAUGAUGAUAUGGUGAUGGGAACGAGUCAUCCUGGGAGCGAUGAUUCAGGCACCAGCAAUAACACGACCGCAGUCAUCCACGCUGGUGGCAGCGAGGAGGAUGAUGAAGAAGAAGAGGAAGAAGAGGAUGACGAGGACGAGGAAGAGUUGGCAGAGGAAGGCGUGUUCUUCCUAUGCCCAGAUGUGCACCGCACGAGCUGUUUCCAACUCCUCGGCACCGUGGUGACCAAAGAGCUCAGCAUCGACCUAAUUGACUGGAUUGGCGCUGCUCCCCCGCGUGUUGACGUGGCUGUGCUGUGUCGAUCGUCACCGCUUACGGGUUAUGGCGGCACUGGCGACGCCGGCGUUGGUGAUGCGCAUGCAGCUGGCGGUGGUGAGACGGAGGUAGGCAGCGGCAAAUCGCGUACGACGAGCGUCGGCUCAAUUGGUUCCACCAGCACUGCUGAUGGCGGCGGCGAAGGUGAUGGCAGUGCAGCGGUGGCAGUGAACGGCGGUGACAGUGGUGCGGGCGGUGUUCAGUCGACGUCACAGCUCUCUGCGCUGCUUCGCCGUCUCGAACACACGCGAGAGGAGGGCGAGCUUCUGGUUCGUGAGCUGACAGCCACGUGCACGGCUGUCAACGACAUGGAGGAGGGGCUGUGCCACCGCCCCAUUCGCGAUGCGGAUGUCCUGUGGACGAACGUGAAGGAGCGAGUGGAGAGCACAAAGGAAUUCCUCCUUCAAACGCAGGACUUUGAUGAGGCAACGGAGAUUGUGCAAGAGUUGGUGACAGACACGCAGGUGAGCAGCGAUGCGCUUCACACUGGCUGUGUGGAAGCGGCCGAACUCGUGGAGGAUAUGCUUGCAAGCAACGCCGACAUUGUGGACAUGACGCAACAGUGGCUCAAGCCCGUCCAAUCCAAGUUCUGGGAUGCGGACAUCAACGCGGCGACAACAGCACUCAUGUCGAGCGCAACGACGAGCAAACGUGACCUCAAGGCGCUGGAACAUGCGCUGCGCAGUGCACUCGAGCAAGUGGAGGGCAUCAAGCGGUGCAGCAAGGAGGUGACACGCGCAGCACGCAUGCUGUCCAAAGCCAACACGGGUCUCGGCACCGCACUCUCUUCGAUGGAGGCGCACGUGAAUGCCCGACAGGACGAAAUAUUUCACGCCAUUUCCAGCAUCCUGAAGAUGUGCGUGGAGCGGUCACAAUCGAAGGACCAAGAUGACAGUGGCGGCGGUGACGGUGCUGGUGCUGGUGAUGCGACGAACGAGAACGACGCUGCGACGCGGCUGCCAAAGCAGCAGGUCACGCCCAUGCGGAAGCUCAAGCGAAGGACUGCACGCGCACGUAAACGCAGCAGUGCCACCGUUGGCAGCGUCACCAGCCGCUUGGCCGCAUAUCACGCCCGGCAUGCAAAGCUCACGGCGAAGAAACGCCGCCUUGGCCGCUUCAAGCUCCCCACGUACCCGAAGCUUGACCUGUCCAACAUCCGCCACCGCGUGGACAGCAGCAUGCCGGCUGCCAUGCGCGAGAUUAUGCGGCGAAAACGCUCCUCCCUGCGUCCUGUCGCCGGCGUCAUUGCUGACGUCAGAGCACGUGAUGCAAUCGCGGAGGAUAAGCAGCAGCAGAUAAAGCGGCCGGCGUUCCAGGCUAUGAACCUUCCCCUGAACGUUUCCAAGGUGUCCGCAAAGGUCAACACGGGCCUGAGCCGCCGCGCCACAAACGCCAUCCAUAGGCGCACAUCUCUCAGCACGCGCGCUGUGGAAAAGUUCAAGAAGGAACAAAGGAAGCUGCGAAGCGACACAGUGUUGCCGCUCGUCCAACAAAGCAUCGACAAGGCAGGCCUCACGGGCCAAGUCACGUUUGAGACAACCCACCGUGCCGGCUGCUACAUCUUUGGCGGCGCAGACAAGACCGUCAACGUCCGCCAGGUGCGGAAUCACCUCAUGGUGCGAACCGGUGGCGGGUGGGACACGCUGCUCAACUACAUCCACAAGCUGCACGCCUCUGGACUGGGCACGGCGUCGUCAACAUCCACACCACUUCGAUCGACCGCGGCGAAGCUGCGACGCACACGGCAGCGCUCGCCCAGUGGUCUCAGAAGUCCAUCAGGCAGCAACACCACCAUUGGCGGAGGUGCGAAACAUGCGCACGUCGCCGCACGAAGUGCAAAGGAAGGGCGGCGUCGGUCAGCGUCCACGCCCGUGCAGCAGAAGCAGCGGCAACCACAGCAGUCACAGCAGUCGUCGCAGUCGUCACGAAAGCGUGGGGAGGCACCGCGAAGGCCAUCGUCCCUCGCGCGCAUGCAGUCGUCGCCAGGGGUGUUGAAGGACGGCGGUCAGACAGCAGCAACGAGCACCGAUGAUGGUGGCUCAUCGACAGAUGCCCCUGCCAGCACAACAUCGACACCAGCAAAGACGCCCCACAGCACACCCAAGCCCGCGAGCCGCAGCGGAAGUGGGAAGAAAAAGAAGAUGACACAGCAGCAGCAGCAGCAGCAGCAGCAGCAGCAGCAGCAGAAGCAAUCUCCAAACUGCUCGGAGACGAGCGAAAUCAAACGCAACAGCAUCACGAAGUCCGCUCGCAACAAGCGCGAGCGCAAGUGGACAUGCUAG